Molecule: messenger RNA, 1362 nt
Organism: Solanum stenotomum
Lineage: Eukaryota; Viridiplantae; Streptophyta; Magnoliopsida; Solanales; Solanaceae
Exons: 3
Coding region: 1-1362 (453 amino acids)
Biological process (GO): DNA integration
Molecular function (GO): nucleic acid binding
Source: RefSeq, a predicted model, not a curated record
AUGUGUAGUCUUUUAGAGAAGGAGGUGAAAUUUGAUUUUGAUGAGAUGUGCUUGAAAGCUUUUGAGAUGUUGAAGGGGAACUUAAUUGAGGCUCCUAUCUUAAUUGCUCCUAAUUUGAAAGUACCAUUUGAACUCAUGUGUGAUGCAAGCGAUGUAGCAGUGGGUGCAAUGUUGGGACAAAGAAAAGAUAAAGUGUUCCACUGUAUCUAUUAUGCAAGCAAGACCCUGGAUUUUGCACAAGCUAAUUACAUAGUAGGAGAUGCUAGCUCUAGUGUUCACCUUCGACAAGUUCAUAUCGUAUUUGGUAAGCAAAUCUGGGAAGAGUUUCCGGAUGAAAAAUUGAUGGUACUAGAUAUCUCUGAAGUGCCUUGGUAUGCACAUAUUGUGAAUUUGAUAGUAAGUGGAGAUUACCCACCGGGUGCAACCACCCAACAAAAUAAAAAGCUCAAUCAUGAUGUUAAGUUCUAUAUCCAGGAUGAACUGUUCUUGUUCAAGCAAGGUGUGGAUCGGGUGGUGAGAAGAUGCAUUACGGAUUCUGAGGUUCAAAAAGUGCUUGAAAGUUGUCAUGCUAGCCCAUAUGGAGGACACCAUGGAGGAGAGCGCAUGACGCACAAGGUAGUACAAUCUGGUUUCUUUUGGCCCUCGUUAUUUAAAAAUUCUAUUGCUUUUGUGAAGGGUUGUGAUAAAUGCCAAAGGUUGGAUUAUGUGAGUAAAUGGGUUGAGGUUAUCGCUCUUCCUUCGAAUGACGCAAGGGUUGUGAUCAAGUUCAUCAAGAAGCUCAUCUUCACUCGCUUUGGCACUCCAAGGGCAAUCAUAAGUAAUGGAGGUAUGCAUUUCAUUAACCAUCUAAUGAUUGCUAAGUAUGGUAUUCGUCAUAAGAUUGCUACUGCUUACUAUCCUCAAACGAGUGGCCAAGUGGAAGUUUCCAAUAGAGAGGUGAAGUUAGAUGAUGCGUUGUGGGCAUAUAGCAUUGCUUAUAAGACACCCAUAAGGACUUCUCCCUAUCACAUAGUGUUUGGUAAAACAUGUCAUCUUCCGGCGGAAUUAGAACACCAAGCUUAUUGGGCUAUUAAGAGGUUGAAUUUGGACCCCGAGCUAGUUGGUAGGAAGAGAGUGAAUCGACUACAUGAACUUGAGGAGUUCAGACUCCAUGUGUAUGAGAAUUCCAAGCUCUAUGAAGAAAAGACAAAAAGGUGGCAUGACAAUCACAUAGUUCGUCGUACUUUCACUCCGGGAGAAAAUGUACUACUCUUUAACUCUAGAUUAAGGUUAUUCCCUAGAAAACUGAGGUAUAAAUGGAGUAGUCCCUUCGAAGUGGUAAGGGUGACACACCAUGGUGUCGUGGAACUUAAAGGUGUAUAA